Molecule: messenger RNA, 3747 nt
Organism: Serendipita indica DSM 11827
Lineage: Eukaryota; Fungi; Basidiomycota; Agaricomycetes; Sebacinales; Serendipitaceae
Source: the annotation of a GenBank genome assembly
AUGGCCGCUCAAGAGGCGACGUUGCAGAAAACUUCGUCAUCGGGGAGAAACCUAUUCGCUGAUCUCCGCUACUUUGUAGCAUCGUCUAUACCUAUUCCAGAUCGUACCGGCCUUUGUAAACUUCUGAACAGGGAGGGAGGUAUCCAGGUUGACGACAUUCGCCUGGCACACAUCGUGUUUAGCAAAACUGAAGAAUUUGAAGGGUCCAACCGGUGUCCGAAAGAAACUCCCAUAGUCCUACCGGAAUGGAUUCAAAGGAGCCUGCUGAACGGACAGCGGCAAGAUCCUCAGUAUUUUUCGCCAGACCCACGAGCCAUCUUCUCCACAUUGGUCAUCGCCUCUGACCAUCUUCCGCCCGGAGACCUCGAAGCCGUCAUUGCGGGCACGCACGCCAGAGGGGGUCUAUAUAGAGAUGGAUUCACGCGUGAUGUUACGCAUCUACUUGUACUCGCCCCAGCUGGAGACAAGUAUCAUACAGCCCGCAAGUUUGCGGACAAGACUGGCGUCAAAAUUGUCAUGGCCAACUGGUUCGACGACUGCUUCAAGACUGAACAUAGAGUGCCAGAAGAACCGUAUGAGCAGGCAAUCAUACAAGCUGCAAACGAGUACCAACAUGCGUUGUCCUCCGCAGUGAAUAGUGCAAACCUCAAAAGAAGGAUGUCACGCUCUGCAAGGAACUUCUACGAUGCCCUGGAGAAAGCCUCGCCUGGUAAACUCGUUGACGAGGAACCCUCCGGUUCUGGUGUCAAAUCAGUUUCGAAGACCAAGACGUACAAGGUCUGGAGUGGCCACCGCAUCUUACUCAGUCACUCCCUCUUACUCUCCGAUGAAAGACGGGAAACGGUCGAACUCGAGCUCAAGCGCCUCGGAGCACAAGUUGUGCAUGCGCUACCACGGGUCGACCAGGAUGGCGACUCUGUGAUGGGGGAAGAGAACGAGGUACAGAUGGAGAUUGACGAGUGCGAAAGGUUUGAGUUGGCGUAUGCCGAUCAGCAACAUCUUGGGACGGCACCAACCAUCAGCGAACGAUAUCGAGAAAGAGAUCGCAUCGAGGCGGCGAGGAUUGUCAGUGGCGAUGUAGACGUCCUCAUUACCAAGUACCGGAGUGGCCUCCCCUAUAUUGCCGCCGUCCGGACGAUGCUCAAGUCGAAUAACUCUACCCUCAACCAGCCAUAUAUGGACAGUAUGAUGGUUGGGACACUUGCUUGGCUAUUUUAUGUCCAUAUCAACGGUGCGAUCACACCCCCUACCGAACAGUUGCUUCAUUUUCCGGCACGACUGGGCGCAGUGCAAGGCAUACGCGGCAAGAAAAUCACAAUUACUAAUUACCAAGGGCCCGCGAGGGAGUAUCUCAAGAAGCUGAUUUCUAUCAUGGCUGGGCCCCGUGGAGAUGGUCCAGAUGUGUUCACCACGACACUUUCUAGCAGUCAUGAUUUAGUCAUUGCUAGCAAACUCGAAGGAGAGAAGGUUAAGCAUGCUCAAGUCUGGCAAAUCCCAAUAGUCAACCAUCUUUGGCUGGAAUCCACCUUUCGUGAAUGGAAGUAUGCAAACCUGAGCAAUACCACGUAUGUACAUUGGACACAAAAGGUCGACUAUGCGAAUAUGUUGCCAGGGUCCAGGAUUGCCGACGAUCCAAUCCCCAUGCUGCGUUCAGAAUUGAAGCUCGUCACAAAGGAAAUGCGGAAGAUUGGAUACACCGACGAGGAAAUUGCAGCACCACCCCGAUGGCGAUUUAUGAAUAGCGACCCCUGGGCCGACGACGCGGUGUUGGAUCGUCGCUCUCCGUCACGUGGAGCCCCGGUGCGACCGGUUGGCAACGUGGUUAUUCCCGAGACUUCUUCACCCGUGAAACCUCAACCGUCACGAGAGUCGCCAGAGAUUCAACCACCAGUACCUCCAACCAAACCACCCACUGUGCCCAAAUUUGCCGAAUUCGCGCGACAACCUGUUCCUAGCAAGGCGCUUCGGAGCCCCUGGGAUCCAUCGCCGACCAAGCGGCCAAAGGCUAGUCAACCUAGUUUGGCUGCCGCGGUGCUCAGUGCGUCAAAAAAGGAGAGGGUGGAGAUGGCGAGGAAACUCGAUGUUGAUUAUGGGCUUCCGGAAGAGCUUGAGCCCGAGGAACCUGAUUCACCGAUUCCGAAGAAGGCGAAAGGAAAAGAGAGAGCCCAGCCUCUGAGUCGAUCAGAUUCUCCAGAACCAGUGCCUGGGAUGGACAAAGCAGAAGACGUCGAUAUAAACUAUCGACAUCCCGAGGCGACCAACAAAGGGAAGAAGCGGGUGAUGCAAACCCAGAGCUCGGAUUCGGACGUGAAGAUUGAGAGCCAGAAUAAUCUACUGACGAGGCGGAAGAAGACGAUUGUCGCUGGCGCUGCGAGGCCGUCCAAGACGUUAAAAGAAGUCGAUGAGGCGCCUCAUGAGGAAAGACCUGAUUCAGGAGAGAGCGACGCCAACGCGGCUGGGCAUAAACAAAGCCGAGUCGCACAUUUGGCGCAGUCGGGGGCCGUUAGGAGGUUGCGUGAUAGCAUUUCGGGCAAGACGGAGCCGCCUCGAAGGAGACCACAGAAGCAGAUGGACAUGGACGAUACCGACGAGCCAAUGGCGGCCAAAUCCAAGGCGCAAGCUAAAGGCAAAGGUCGGAAGCAACCAAAGACCAAGCAAGAGUCUUCUGACUCAGAAAGAAACGAGGAAGAAGAGAGUGGGGACGCGAAAGAAAUUGAUCCAGCGGGUCGACAUCCGGGCAAGCCGAAGCGAAAUUCGGGUCCACCGCCAUCCAACUCUGAGCCUGGUUCUGAGUCUGACGUACCAAACGAACCGGAAACGUCGGCUGGAGGACGGCGCAAAGCAGCCGCACAGGCGGCUCAACGCCUUCACCAAAUCAUGCCAGACGCCAAUCGAUUCGACGAGGAGCUGCGGCGAGGAAGUGUUCGGGGUGAUUGGGAAGAUCCGAAGAAACGAAGGCGUGACGAGCACUCAGAGGGUGAACGACACGUCAAGCGGCGUAGUGUUGGUGGAGAUGCGCGAGGGUCUGCAUUCUCUCACAAAGCAGCUGCGGCGUCAAACAAAGCCGUACGGUAUCUCGCUACCAAGUCUACACUUAGUGAUUCCGACGUCUUGCGACUCAAACAACUCGGAAUACAACAGGCGGAUAAACAUCAGAACUGUACGCACCUCGUCAGUAACACAAUCCUCCGGACCGAAAAGUUUCUCUCUGCGAUUUCCUAUGGUCCCAAGUUUGUGACCGAGGCCUGGCUGAAAGAGUGUCUCGCUCAGAAACGCGUCGUCGGUAAGAUUACUCUCUACAUGUGGGAAGGUAUCAAACCAACUUUGUUCAUAGACGAGACUCCGUUCCUUCUACGCGAUGAAGAAGGUGAAAAGAAGUUUGGCUGCAACUUGCAAGAAACACUGGUUCGCGCCGCCCAAAACCCCGGAAAACUGUUCCAUGGUCACGUCUUUUACCUCAACCCAUCGCUAGAUCCCGUAUUAAUCCACACUAUAUCGAGUACGAUACGGUCAGCUGGAGGGGUGUGCAUGCGACAGGUCCCGCAAGUACGAGCAAUGGAAGAUCACUUGCAUGAUCGACAUUUUAUUGGUGCCGAGGGUGAACACGUCAAACCCAAGAUCAAAGAAUUGCACCAACAUGGUAUUCCUGUCUACACAAAGGAGGUCGUUUUGGUGGCGGUCUUGCGACAGGAGCUUCCGGAUUGGGAGGAAGCGGCUCGACUCGCGUUGGAGGGCAGCGAGUCGUGA